UGUUGCAACUGCCAAAUGCAAAUCUUAUUCGAUUCAGCACUCAAAUACUUGAUAAUAGCCUACUCCUGCUGUUAAAUUCCAUAUUUUCAGGAAACGAUGGCUACAAUCUCACUAGCAGAUGGUGCCAUCGGGAUCCUUCCACACCAUCUUUUUAUAUCCUCAGGUGUUGGUAGGCCUAAUUUGUUCGUCACUCCCAAGAAAUAUUCUUUAACCUGUAGAAAGCACUCGUAUCAUAAAAGAAAAUUAUUAUACAAAAGUGACUCCCUCUUCAAAUCAAGGGAUGCUGUGUGCUGUAGUGUGGGUGAGUCUGGUGAGGCUUCGAUAGAUAUUGCUAGUGAUGGUACUGUACCAGAAGUCAAUGAAGAUGCCUUGAUGGCAGCUAGAAAAGCACUUUAUGAGACACAAUCCAGACAAGAAACCUUAGAAAAGGAGAGAGAUCAGUUACUUAAGGAGUUGGCUACAUCUAAGGUUAAGCAACAGGAAUUUUUAGCAAAAGUAAUGGAUGAAAAGAAAAUGGCAAUCAAGGCAGCGGAAAAAUUGUUUAAGAAAAAGCUGAAGGAUUCAGUAAAUAAAAAUUUCAACCUGGAAUCCAAAUUGGUCCUUGCAAAACAAGAUGCUGUAGAACUUGCAGUGAAAGUUGAAAAAUUAGCCGAGAUUGCAUUUCAACAGGCAACAUCUGACAUAUUAGGGGACACACAGCUGAACAUCUUGGCUGCAGAAACUUCUGCAGUUGAAACAGCCUAUCAGGUUGAAGAAGAAAAUGAGACUGGGAGAUUGGUGCUAGAAGCAGAAAGGAAGAAGGCUUCUUCGAAGAAUUUGAAGGUCGAAGUGGAAGCAACCAAAGGUUCAGUUGAAUCCUCUAAUGAGGUAGCACCAUUGAAAGAUGAGGCAUAUACGAGAAGAUAUGAAACUCUGCAUAGGGCACCAAAAGCAGCUGAAUCUGCUUCGAAGAUAUGGAGGCAAAGAGCAGAACUUGCAGAGCCUGUCUUUCCAAAGAGCCGACUGCUAGAUGAAAGGGAUGAAGAUGCAAUAGUUGUUGGUGGAAGAUUAGCUCUUCUAAUUGAUGAUGAUUCUCAGAAAUCGAAGCUGCUUAGUGAUGGUCCUCGUAGAGAGAUACCAGACUGGAUGGCGCGAAGGAUAGGUUCUGUUCGUCCUAAGUUUCCUCCUAGAAAGAUUAACAUUUCUGAAGCCAAUACAUCAAAAUUUAAGUCUCUGGAAUUGCCUAAUCCUGCUGAAGUAUGGUCAGUUGCACAAGCAAAGCCAAAAUAUGGGGACACCCUAAUUGAACAUGUAAUUGAGAAAGAGUUCAUCGAGAAGAAACGGAAGGCUUUAGAGCGUGCCCUGCAACGAAAAACGAUUCAAUAUCAGAAGACUCCUGAAGAAAUAACACUAGAGCCAGGAACUGGCACAGGACGUGAGAUUGUGUUUCAAGGUUUCAAUUGGGAAAGCUGUAGAAGAAGGUGGUACCUGGAUCUGGCUCCAAAAGCUGCAGAUUUAUCUCGCUGUGGGAUAACGGCAGUGUGGCUACCUCCGCCAACUGAAUCUGUUGCUCCACAAGGGUAUAUGCCUUCUGAUCUCUACAACUUGAACUCAGCAUAUGGUACCCAGGAGGAGCUGAAGUAUUGCAUAGAGGAGAUGCACAAUCAACAUCUUCUGGCCUUGGGAGAUGUUGUACUAAAUCACCGAUGUGCUCAUAAACAGAGUGCGAAUGGAGUAUGGAACAUUUUUGGCGGCAAGCUUGCUUGGGGACCUGAAGCAAUUGUUUGCGAUGAUCCAAAUUUCCAGGGUCGUGGAAAUCCUUCAAGUGGUGACAUCUUUCAUGCAGCACCAAACAUCGAUCAUUCACAGGAUUUUGUACGAGAAGACGUAAAACAGUGGCUGAACUGGCUCCGGAACAAUAUUGGUUAUGAUGGGUGGCGCCUUGACUUUGUGAGGGGAUUCUCAGGUGGAUAUGUGAAAGAAUACAUCGAAGCUUCAAAUCCCGCAUUUGCCAUUGGAGAAUAUUGGGAUAGUCUGGCUUAUGAAGGUGGUAAUCUAUGCUACAACCAAGAUGCACAUCGUCAACGUGUGAUUAACUGGAUCAAUGCCACUGGUGGUACCUCAUCUGCAUUUGACGUAACAACAAAGGGAAUUCUACAUUCUGCAUUGCAUAAUCAGUAUUGGAGAUUGAUAGAUCCUCAUGGAAAACCAACAGGAGUAAUGGGAUGGUGGCCCUCACGUGCUGUCACUUUCUUGGAGAACCAUGAUACUGGAUCAACACAGGGUCAUUGGCCAUUCCCACGUGAUAAGCUUAUGCAAGGAUAUGCAUACAUCUUAACUCAUCCUGGAACG
Cynara cardunculus var. scolymus (artichoke) is the source of this 2331-nucleotide messenger RNA. RefSeq lists its product as uncharacterized. Gene Ontology annotation, biological process: carbohydrate metabolic process. The transcript has 14 exons. The record is from RefSeq and is a predicted model, not a curated record. The annotation marks the transcript as partial. NCBI's taxonomy places the organism in Eukaryota, Viridiplantae, Streptophyta, Magnoliopsida, Asterales, Asteraceae.